Molecule: messenger RNA, 2375 nt
Organism: Fragaria vesca subsp. vesca
Lineage: Eukaryota; Viridiplantae; Streptophyta; Magnoliopsida; Rosales; Rosaceae
Exons: 2
Coding region: 323-2173 (616 amino acids)
Molecular function (GO): protein binding
Source: RefSeq, a predicted model, not a curated record
GGAGGAGUAGAGUAGCACUAGACCUGUUGACAAAGGAAAAGCUGAAACAAACAUCUAGCUAGUUCAAGGAGACAACGUGAUGAUUAUGUCAAUUACUGUGCAUAGAAAAGAAGAUUUCUUGCUAUAUAUCUGUUAUGAACAAGGUUUAUGUUUAUAGAGUAUAGACACAUACGCCGUUAAUGUCACCAAAGCUCAAACCCUCGCCCACCUCUUAACUUUUUAACCUGUGUUCCUUUCCCACUUCUUUUUCUCCAUAAUCUCAAACCCUAAUCAAAUCCAUCCCGGACCCCCCGAUCGAACUCAAACCUUUUGUCCUUCAAUCAUGGACUCCAUGAGGAAAAAAGAGAAGGAUCAACAUGGUGGCUGCACCACUCAGUUUUGUUUCUUCUGCGCAAUGAAAGAACCGGACUCCUUCAAGAGGAGAGCCACACUAGCAACCUGUUUCAAGCAAAUGCCUCUCAGAGACGACCAAGAAAAUGUUCUGGUGCUCAGCAGCCUCUGGCACGUUGCUAUGACUCACCCUGACGACCAUGAGUUCCCAAACCUCGGCAUCUUUGAGUGCAUGGCGAGACUAAUCCACAAAGGCAUCAAAGACCAGAAUAGUCGUUGGCUGCAAAAACACCAGAACAUAUACAUCCCUUACUACGCUGCUCAUGUCAUCGGUUCUUACACCAUGAACCGAGUUCACUUUGCUACAAUGGCAGCGGAGUCAGGAGUGAUACCUCCGCUGAUCGAGCUUCUAAGAGGGAAGAUGAGUUGGGUCGAGCAGCGCGUGGCCGUUAGAGCCCUCGGGCACCUGGCCAGCUACGAGAAGACUUUCAAGCUUGUCGCGGAUUAUGAAGAAGAGAUGGUGAGGUUAGCCAUGGAAGUAGCUUCUACAUGCGUUAAUGUGGUGUACGAUAGCUUUGUGGGAGUGAAGGAUAAGAGAAAAAGACCUAAGUACCACUGUGAUUUGUUAACAAGAGGUGUUGGAGGUUUAGAGAUGGAGAACUCCAAGGCUGAGGAAUGGGCUAGUCAGCUGCAGUGCUGGUCUCUCUACAUCUUAAACUGCUUUGCUUGCAAACAAAGGCCUCUGGCUAUGAAGCUUAUUUGCAAGCAAGAGUUUUUGAUAGAGUUGUGUAGGAUGUGGGGUGGGUUACUACUAGCUAACCAUGCUUCUCCAGCUGGGAUUGGACUGAUUAGAAUUUUGUGUUACAGUAAAUACGGGAGGAGAAAAGUAGCUGAAUCCAAAGAGGUCAUAGAGUGCUUGUGUAAUUUGUCAAGGUCUUCAGAUGAUUGGCAGUACAUGGGAAUUGAUUGUCUCUUGCUUCUACUCAAAGACAAAGAUACAAGGUACAAAGUUCUUGAUAUUUCUGCUUUGUUUCUCAUUGAUUUGGUGGAACUUAAAAGCCUUGGAGAUCAUAGAUCAAACUUAGGAGAAACAAUUGCGAAAGUACUUCUUCUCGAUUACAAGCAAAGAGAGAACGAAACGUUCGAUGAGCUAUGGAGUUUAAUAGAGAGGAGCAAGAAAGAGAGAGUCAUGUUGCCUGAAAUAUGGGAAGAAAGAAGGAUGUUGGUGGAUUUGAUAAAACAAGAAGCAAAUCAUCUGUUUUGUAAAGGGGAAGUAGAGGAAGCUGUAGUUAAGUACUCUGAGGCAUUAGCUUUGUGCCCAAUAAGCCUGAGGAAAGAGAGAAUGAUGUUGUAUAGCAAUAGAGCUCAGUGUGAAUUGCUGCUUAAGGAUCCAGAUUCCGCCAUUAGAGACACAACAAGAGCUCUUUGCUUGUCACGUCCAGCAAACUCUCAUGUGAAAAGUCUGUGGAGAAGAUCACAGGCUUAUGACAUGAAAGGGUUGACAAGAGAAAGCUUGAUGGACUCUGUCAUGUUCAUCAAUGGUUAUUGCAUCAAGUCUGAGAAGAGUAGUAGCCGGAGGGUUAACAUUCCGUACUAUGCAGCAAGCAGGAUGAUCAGCAAACAGAUGGACGCCACGUGGAUUUUCGCCACUGCUGCCCGGUCGGCCAUGGCGACUGGACAAGUGAAAAUGGUACAAGAAUCAUCAGAAAGUAACAAGGGUAACAAUGAAGGUGGCAAUCAGAAAAAGCAAGAAAACCAUGAAGAAAUGAUGAAGAUUCUGAUGGAGAACACAGGCUUGUCCACUAUUUUUGAAGAGCCAUAUUAUGGUAAAGGAGGAAAGUAGCAGAAGGAAGCAGGAAAGGGCAACAAGGAUGCAAUAAGAUGUGGUAUCUUCAAGUCAUUUUACGAUGGGGUGGCAAACUUGAUAGCGUUGAAUUAAGCUUGUUGAAUUAAGCUAGCGUUGCCCUAGCAUGGUACAUUUAAUAUCAUCGUUAACCGAAGAAAAACAACUAAAGAGUCGUUUUAUUUUUAUUUGUUUUCUCCCC